AAACGUACGAGAAAUGUAUUAGUGUAUUUCGUAUAAAACAGCAGAAAAUCAAGAAGAUAAAAAAGAAACCAAAAACCCAUCAACCUCCCCACCCGACCAAGUCAUCUACAUCUCUUCAAGAAUCAAUCAAUAACAGCGAAAUAGUAUCUCUCCCCUCUCUCUGCCCCUCCGCCGCUUUGCUCGCCCAUACGCAACCGUCCUGCCCGCUGGAAACAUAGAGUCCACUCUUCUUGAAUACCCGUAUCUGUUGUGAUUAUGUUCUAUGUUUUUAUGGUGAUGGAAGCAGUGAAGGGCCGGAACACGUGAGGGUGUAUGUGUAUUUGAUGUUCUUGUGAGUGGAUUUUGUUUGGUCUAAAUGGGUAGUAUAACGGACGCGACGAUACUGCAUCAUGUGUGCAUUGUGUUGCUUUUGCUUUGGUUUCUCAAUUCUUUCAACUGUUGCCACCCGGUUGCUUAUUUUCUCUCCCUUAUCUAUAUCUAUGUGGUUCAUGAAGGGUAUGUGCUGAAAUUGAGAAAGAAACUGCAGUUUGAGGAGAAGAAAGAGGCCAAUCAAAGACGGGUGCUUUCAGAUUCUGAGACUGUUAGAUGGUUGAACCAAGUUAUUGAGAGGAUGUGGCCGGUCUGCAUGGAAGAGAUAGUUUCUCAGAAAAUUCUUUUCCCUAUUGUUCCAUGGUUCCUGAAGAAGUAUAAACCUUGGACAGCGAAAGACAUUGAGCUUCAGCAUCUUUACUUGGGAAGAUCCCCACCUAUCUUUACUGACAUGAGGAUUCUUCAACCCUCCAAUGGUGAUGAUCACUUGGUUCUGGAACUGGGUAUGAAUUUUCGUACAGCGGAUGAUAUGAGUGGAAUACUUGGUGUAAAGUUGCGAAAACGAUUGGGUUUUGGGAUGUGGGCGAAGUUGCAUUUGUUGGGCUUGCAUAUUGAAGGGAAGGUGUUAGUUGGGGUGAAAUUUCUUCAGGGCUGGCCCUUUAUCAGUCGUUUGCGUUUAUGCUUUGCUGGCCCACCAUAUUGUCAGAUGACUGUUAAGCCUAUCUUCACUCAUGGCCUUGAUGUAACAGAACUUCCUGGCAUAGCUGGCUGGAUAGAUAAUCUUCUGGCCCUUAUUUUUGAGGAAACUUUAGUGGAGCCUAAUAUGCUGGUGGUUGAUGUUGAAAAAUUCGCUUCACCCCAACAAGAAAAUUGGUUCUCUGUUCAUGCCAAGGAGCCUAUUGCGCAUGCUAUCCUGGAAGUUCUUGAAGCUGCUGACAUGAAGCCAUCAGACUUGAAUGGAUUGGCCGACCCAUAUGUGAAGGGACAAUUGGGCCCUUAUAGAUUUCGGACUAAGAUUCACAAGAACACUUUGACUCCAAAAUGGCGUGAGGAAUUCAAGAUUCCUAUCUGCUCAUGGGAAUCACAAAACAUUCUCGUCAUUGAAGUUCGUGACAAGGACCCUAUAUUUGAUGACAUGUUGGGAGAGUGUACUGUAAACAUCAACGAACUUAGAGAUGGACAGAGGCACGAUCUAUGGUUGCCUCUCCAGAAAAUUAAAACGGGAAGAUUGCAUCUUGCAAUAACUGUGUUGGAAGGAAAGGGGAAGACAGCUUAUAACCAGAAGCGAACCAGGCACAAACUGAAAGUCAAAGUGAAUUUGAAGCUAUGUUGUGGACACAAAAAUUUUGGAAAAGGAGUUGCAAAAUCAAUUGGUUCAGAAUCCUCAUAUGAUACAGAAAGUGCUGAUGGUGAAAAAGGCUCAUCCUCUUCCGUGAUAUCUGGGAAAUCCCCAAAAGUUGCAGACAAGUUUGAGCCAGUUGACAUUGAUGGGCAACCUGAGACUGGGAUAUGGAUUCACCACCCAGGCAGUGAGGUUCUUCAAGUGUGGGAGCCAAGGAAAGGGAGAAGCAGGCAACUAGAUGGUUAUUGCCUCAAUGGGCAAGCCCAGGGCGAGUGUGGCGAUUCAGUUGGAAGUUUUAAGUCCUCUGGUCAUAAUGAUGGCAGUGGCUCUGAUGAAAGUUCAGAUUCUAAUAAGUCACAGUCAAAGCAUCGAGUUCGGAGGGGGUUGAAAAAGAUCAGUUCGGUAUUCCGCAAGAGCCCGAGAGGUGAGGAUAAAUCUGUCUCACUUGGGGACACUGAACCGUCUAUACCUGAUAAUGUGAGGGCGUUAAAUGCCAAGGGAGUUGGUGUCAAACUGGUAAUAGAUGAUGCCAUUGUUCCUCCAUCUCCAAAGACACCAAAAGAUGGGAAAGAAUUACUGGAGGAAACUGGGCAAGAAAACUCGCACCAUGGGCAUGCAAAGGAUGUGGCUAAGAGCUUGUUCAAACAUGCUGGAAAAUCUGCUCGUGGUAUAAAGGCUGCACUUUCUCGUUCAAGAAAGUCCAAGCCUGAACAAGGAUCGUUGCUGGUAGACAACAAAGACAUACUUUUGGAGCCGGAUUCUUCUGGUGACGAGUCUUUUUCAUCAACCACACCUACUGCAGUUGCAGAACAUGGUGUGGUUAUUCCUGGUUCAGCUAUUUCGGGUCCGGAAUCUGUUUCUCGUAAUAAUUCUUCGGGGUCAAAGGAUAGUGUCGAGACAGCAACACCCUCACACAACAAUUCUUUCAAGUCUACGGACAAUGCAGUUCAUAUUGGUGCCAAGCCUGACAAUAUUUCCGUCAAGCCUGUGAUUAGUACCAUUUAGACCCCUAAAGGAAGUACCAUUGAUACUCCGAUUACCAUGUCUGAGUAGCAUGAAACAGGGAACCAAAUGCCAUCCGGAAGCAUUCACAACGGUAGCCUCAAGAUCUAUCUUAAGUUAUAUACUGUUUUAGCCCAAAGCUUUCGGGAAGAUAUUUGGGAGUAGGUAAGUGUGUGCGUACCUUGCUGGAACAAGAUGAUGCAAAAUCAUGAUUAGAAGAAUAUGUAGCUUUCAAAUCUUUGUUGUUUGUAAUACCUUAUAGUGAGAUUGUACAGAAGAACCUACAUAUAUGUUCGUAGGGUUCAGGUCACCUGUCAGUUGUACAGAGGUGUUUUGUUCAACUUAGCAUGCUGGAAUUUUUUCCCUUGACUGAAGCUGGUAUCAAAGCCUUGUUUGGGUAUGUAAAUCCGUAAAAGUAUAGAACUACUGUAAUUAACUUGUGUAUUGCAACUUCUCUUGGUUAAUCAGUAAUGGUUCUUUCAUGUCGAUAA
Molecule: messenger RNA, 3144 nt
Organism: Sesamum indicum (sesame)
Lineage: Eukaryota; Viridiplantae; Streptophyta; Magnoliopsida; Lamiales; Pedaliaceae
Gene: NTMC2T6.2
Product: Calcium-dependent lipid-binding (CaLB domain) family protein
Molecular function (GO): lipid binding
Source: RefSeq, a predicted model, not a curated record